Gopherus flavomarginatus (Mexican gopher tortoise) is the source of this 3675-nucleotide messenger RNA. RefSeq names its product zinc finger protein 239-like. Gene Ontology annotation, biological process: regulation of transcription by RNA polymerase II. The coding region runs from base 1324 to 2259 and encodes 311 amino acids. The transcript has 2 exons. The record is from RefSeq and is a predicted model, not a curated record. NCBI's taxonomy places the organism in Eukaryota, Metazoa, Chordata, Testudines, Testudinidae. Gene Ontology annotation, molecular function: DNA-binding transcription factor activity, RNA polymerase II-specific; RNA polymerase II cis-regulatory region sequence-specific DNA binding.
CAUGGGAUAAGAGGGGAAGGGUGCGGUUAGGGAGGUCCUGUCUCCAAUCAUUAACUCCUCUUCCUCUUUCCUCUGCCCACAUUCACAAAUUCAGAGGGACUGAUUUUCACUGGGCCUCCGGUGGGGGACUUUAAAAAGCCUAGAGUCUAGGACAGGGCCGGCUCCAGGCACCAGCGCAGCAAGCAGGUGCUUGGGGCGGCCAAGGGGAAGGGGCGGCACGUCCGGCUCUUUGGCGGCAAUUCGGCGGCAGGUCUCUCAGUCCCUCUCUGAGGGAAGGACCUGCCACCGAAGAAUGAAGCGGUGGGGUAGAGUUGCUGCCAAAGUGCCGCUGAUUGCGACUAUUUUUUCGCUGCUUGGGGCGGCAAAAACGCUGGAGCCAGCCCUGGUCUAGGAAUCCCACCUGAGUCCUAGAAGUGUCGAGCUCCGAGGGUCUGUCUGGACUAGGAAAAGCGGUCUGGGUUAGCUAGCUUCUUUCCUGGUAACCCGGACCACGCUUCCGCUUCUUUGCCUAGUCCCAACUCAUUCGGAGCCACUCAUGUUCCUAGUUUCAGUUUCCAAGUUUCCCCUCCAGGGAGAGAUUGGCUGCGUCCCGGCUAGUCUCAGCUCUCUCCCGCUUCUCCUGAAAAGCAGUGGGGUGGUUUUUUUUUACUCUGUGGGUUUUGUUUGUCAAUAUAUUUAUAACACCUAAUGACCCAGAUUAUAAAAGAGUUGGAGCUGGGAUGGAAGGUAUGCUGGGAUGUUUCAGCCUCCGUGUUAGGAGAGGGAGAGGAGAUGAACUGAAAGGAUUCCUGUCCUGUUCCUCAAAGGUGUUACGGCUCCUAACUGAACUCAGCCUGCCCGCAUCAGCAUCAUGAUUCCGCUCGCCACAGAAUUCAGACCCUGGAGCGUUUAUCCUCCUCUUUAAGGCGUGUCUACACUACAAAGAUAAGUCGACUUCCGUUAGGUCGACUUACAGCCACUGCAUGAAUUACUGCUGUGGUGCACAUCCACACUACCCUCCUUGGACUGGUGGUGCGCGUCCUCACCGGGAGCGCUUCCCCCAGCUGAAGAGGGGCAGUGUGGGGGACUGACAAUCGGGGCUCUCCGUCCCCUGCAGCUCCCCACCGGGAGCCCAGCUGCCCCCCGGGGCUUCUUACCUCCGGCGGGGAGCUCUAUGCCCAGAAUCUGAGGGGCCUCUUGAGCCCAGAGCAGCUCUUUAACCCUUGCCUCACCAGUGUGGGGUUCAUACUCCUUGUUACAGGCUGGCUGGUGCCUGGAGGAAGCGGGUUCAGCAGUGUACCAGGCUGGGGCUGAAAGGCACCGUGCUGAACAGGUGAUGGGAGAAUGAGUAAGAACAAGGAGGAAAAUUCUCAGCAGGAAGCGGCUGAGGAAGUGAAACUGCGCAAAACUUUAUCAGGAAGAUCCAAAGGGAAUUUUUUCCAGAUUCAUGAGCAGGGAAAAGCCUGGGAGAUACCACACAAGUCAGAGAAGUGGCAGGGAAACCAGGCAGGGAAGAAAGUAGGUAAAACCACUAAUUGUAAAGGAAAUGGCAAGGACCUCGAGGAAACCGCAGCCCAGCAGAGAAUCCACAGAGAUGGGAGAAAAAAUACAUGCACCAAAUGCGGGAAAAGCUUCAGUCGUAGCUCAAACCUUGUUUCCCAUUGGAGAAUCCACACAGGGGAGAGGCCGUAUAAAUGUAGCGAGUGCGGGAAAAGCUUCAAUCAGAGCUCUAACCUUAUUUCCCAUCAGAGAAUUCACACGGGAGAGAGACCCUAUAAAUGUCUGGACUGUGGGGAAAACUUCAACCAGAGCUCAGACCUCAUCACACAUCAGAGACUGCACACGGGAGAGAAACCAUAUAAAUGUAUUAGGUGUGGGAAAACCUUCAAUCAGAGCUCAAAUCUGAUUUCACAUCAGCGAAUUCACACUCGAGAGAGGCCCUAUAAAUGCCUGGAGUGUGCCGAAAGUUUUGACUGGAGCACCCAACUUAUUAGACACCAGCUAAUCCACACAGGAGACAGACCCUAUAAAUGCCUGGACUGUGGGAAAAGCUUUAGUGACAGCUCAGCCCUUAUUACGCAUCAGCGAACCCACACGGGAGAGAAACCCUAUAAAUGCCUCGAGUGCGGGAAAAGCUUCAACCAGAGCUCCACCCUGAUUAGACACAAGAGGACUCACACGGGAGAAAAGCCCUAUAAAUGCUCAGACUGUGGGAAACGUUUCAGUCAGAGCUCGAACCUAAUUACGCAUCAGAGACUCCACUCAGGAGAGAAACGUUGAAUGUGGGUGAUGCUUCAGUUGGAAUUCGAUCACAUUCGCCAACAGCAAAUUCAGACAGGGAAGAGAGCUCAUAAAUGUCCUUAGCGUGGAAAAGAUUUCAGCUGGAGCAAACACUAUACUGGACAUUAGCAACUCCAGCAGAGUUGAACCUGAGCUGUUAGUGGCCCUCUGGUCAUAGGCACUGACUCCAUGGGUGCUCCGGGGCUGGAGCACCCACAGGGAAAAAUUGGUGGGUGCAGCUCCCCGUCCCACCCUCCUGCCCCAGCUCACCUUCGCCUCCUCCCCUGGGCACACCGCAUGCCAGCUUUUCCCCUCUGGCUCCCAAUGCUUGUGCCGCAAAACAGCUGAUUCACGCAGCAAGCGCUGGAAAGGAGGGGGAAUGCCGUGCGCUAGGGGAAGAGGCGGAGCCGAGGUGGGGAUUUGGGGAAGGGAUCCAAUAGGGGCAGUGAGGGGGCAGAGUUGGGGUGGGGACUUUGGGGAAGGAAUUGGAAUAGGGGUGGGGAAAGGGUGGAGUCAGGGCCGGGCCAGGAGUGGGGGGCCAUGAGCACUCACUGGCACCCGGAAAAGUUGGGGCCUAUGCCUCUGGCAUCCCAUGACUGCUUUUGCAUCAUGCGUUGAUUUCCUUGAGCCUAAAUCAGACUCAGGAGGGCUGGAAAUGAAAGUGUCACAGAUCUGGAGGGGGAAUUCCAAUGAAUCCCAAAUCUCAUGUGUGAUCCGUCUCAGCUUAAGUUCCAGUUUCCAUCUUGCGGUAAAGCAGCCUGCCGGGUAUUUUCCUGCCAAACUCUGGGUGUGUGCAGAUGGGAAGGUGUUUUUUUUUUCUCAUGCUGAUGAUGCUAAAGUUCUGUAAAUAACAUCGCUGAAUAAUGAGGCAUAAAGCGAAGGCAGUUUAGCUGGUUUAGAAGAGAACAUGGGGAAACCUGUUCUCCUGAAUUUGUGUCAACUGAAGAUGCUCCAAAAUUUCACAUUAUCUAAACCUGAACAUGCAUUCGAACUCCCUGUAUUCUGGUUUUCUCUUUCCUGAAGGCUGUUUUGUCACAUACUUGGGUAUCAGUUUUUGUUUGAAUGGGGAGUGGAGUGGGGGGGGGGGAGAGUUACAUAGUUUUAUUGUGGAAAUUUAUGACUCAAAGGAUGACUUGGCACAAUAUCCCUUCAUUAUUUUUGCGUUUUCGUCCCUCUCUGCCAUGAGAUUUUAAUAUUGGUUGAACAGUUCAUCCAUUAGUUACUAAUAACCGAUUUUCAAGUAACUGCUGACACAAACACUGGUGGGCACAUGCGAAAGUCACGGAGAGGCAGAGCCUGAAAAGAGGAAAGGAAGGUAACUGGCUGAUCCCAGGGGUGAGGUGAGAGACAGGUAGGAGGGGGAGAACAUCGGAGGUGGGGGAUACAGAUCUAGGAAGCUGCAGGGUUUGCUCCUGA